Messenger RNA from Colletotrichum graminicola M1.001, 588 nucleotides. RefSeq lists its product as uncharacterized. The coding region runs from base 1 to 588 and encodes 195 amino acids. The transcript has 2 exons. The record is from RefSeq and is a predicted model, not a curated record. Lineage: Eukaryota; Fungi; Ascomycota; Sordariomycetes; Glomerellales; Glomerellaceae.
AUGGGGUCCUCCUCGUCAAAGGCUGCGCAAGGCGCCGCGCGCAAGUUUCCAACCCGCGCGCCCGGCGCCGUGCCGCCCAUCUCCGCUGCUGGGAGAGCUGCUCCGGCUCCCUCCCCGUCACAGCCCGCGCAGGCCCGGCCGCAGGCAAAGGCGGCAACGCUCAAGACAGGUGACAUCGCCGCCGACUCGGUCAACCCAGACAGCGUCACGGCCGAAUUCUCCUCUCGUCUCCGACAGAUGGGCAUCGUUCAGCCAAACCCGACCUUCUCCCCCACUUCUACCGCCGGCCCAAGCCCUCAUGCCGACUUGAUCCAGAACCCCGGCCCCCUGUUCCCCUCAUCAUCACGGAACGCGACGCUGGGCACGCUGGAAGCGAGGAGUCGGUUCCAGAAGCAGGCCGAUGACGAGUUCGACGGCUUGGGCCGGAGUAGCAGCGAGGGAAGAGAGUUCCUGGACCUCAAGACAAUCGUGCAGAUGCACUUGAUGCGAGACAAGGGCCAUUCACAUGCAGAGAUCGAGAAGAGGCUAAACCUGAAGAAGGGUGUCGUGGCCAGGCUGGGACGACCAGGCAUCACAUCGCCAGCCUAG